Molecule: messenger RNA, 3795 nt
Organism: Brassica napus (rape)
Lineage: Eukaryota; Viridiplantae; Streptophyta; Magnoliopsida; Brassicales; Brassicaceae
Exons: 2
Coding region: 135-938 (267 amino acids)
Source: RefSeq, a predicted model, not a curated record
CCAGUUCGCCCUAGCUGGUUCUCUCUCAGGCACGGAGUCCAAGGCAGCCGCACAGCUUGCAUCUCCGCCAGAAUGAAGGUCUCUUUCCGGUGCAGCUCCUCCUGUCCUAAUCACGAGCCUCUCUUCCGCUGCUGAUGACGUUUCGCUCACCAUCCCGAAGCUCUCCCUCUUCUCCUCCAAUGGGUUCCUCUGCAACUGUCCCGUUUGGUUCUCCUCCCCUGCCGCCUGAACCACCAGAUCCGGAUCUUGUCGUGGUGUUUCCGAUAAAUCCUCCAGACCCUCCACCGGUCCUGCUGGUUUGUCCCUUUCUCCGCCAGUUCUCGCCGUCUUACACCGCUCCUCUCAAUCAAAAGGAAAUCGAAUCUCUUAUGCCAUGGGAUCUCUGCUUUUCAACCGGUUGCUUGCUCAAGCCUCUCUGCCCAGACGUCGAUGUGCUAUCCACGCAGCCUGCUCUGCUGCAUCUUUCGUUGGCUGGAAUUUCUCCCUCCGGAGCUCUCAACUCUGGCCUGAGUUACUCCUCCUUUCGACAUUAUCCCGUUUCAAAGCCGAUAAUUAUUACCUCUUGUGUGGAACAUGUUUUGUUAAAGUCAGCCUUAAGGGCAUCAACGAUUUAUCAUCAAGAGUCGUGUGUGGUUUCCUUAUCUGUUGCAAGAUUAUUGGUAUCAAUAGCUGAGUGCAAGCUGACUUCCCUUCAUUACUCAUCUCUUCAAAGUCUUGAGGACUGGGCUUGGAAGGUUGAAAUAUUGGUGGUGAUUUUCUCUCUGUUGGCAGCUCUUAAUACCGCAAUGCAGCAUUUUGAAGUGGAGCUCUCUACUGCUUUAUGCAGUUCUCAGUCAAGGCCUAUCUUCUCUUGCUUCAAGCUCUCGCAAGGCUAUGGUGGUUCUCCUCACAGCUCUCAGUCUCUUCAAAGAGGUGUUUGGUCGCCUUUGAGCUUGUAGCUGGGUCUUUCCCAAUUGGUUACUUUCAGAUUUGCCCGGCAAAGGGAAUGUGGAUGCAAGGCCGUGUCCUCCAUCGCUUAUUGAGUAGAGUGGGCUCUGGACACGUCGUCAAAGCGGGGAUGAUUCACAAAGCCUCUCAACCAGCAAUAUCAACUGGACUCUCAAGACUUCAGAUUCUUCCGGACUCAAUCGUCCCCUUCUGUUCCCUGCGCUUAGGGAUGGACUUGAAUGAGAUUACAGGUUUCUUGAGCUUCAAAAACCUUGUUCCUCUCUUCACUCCGUUAUCAUGUGUUUAUAAUCUACGCACAGCAUUAUGUUUAGCUGUUGCUUUUGCAAAGGGUGUUGUACCCAGACUUUGUAUUUCAAGUACUCUGCUUUGAGUUGGAUAUGAAAUAAAAUUGUUGACAAAAAAAAAAAAAAAAAGGAGAUUCGGUUCGACCGGUGAUGGAAUAGUUUACUAAGUGAACGAAUAUUUAUCUUUAUCUUACCUUAGUGGAUAGUAGUCAGUAGUCACACUUUCAAUUUUGGUCCCCUUUUACCUUUUGUUUUCCUCUCUGUAACAUCAAUGGAAUAUGUUCCACAGAAGCUAUCUUUAUAAUCACAUGAAAUUAUCCUUCUUACUGAAAUGGAUGGUGUACAUAUGUAUUCUACUCUUGAUAUAUCACGACUUCGGUUUUUAGAUUCAUCAACAACGAAUCAUCUUUUUCUUACAUAAUUUCAAAAUAGCAUAACAAAAUUACUUACAAAUCAUUCUCUUUCAACAUAUACACACACAUACACACACACAUAUAUAUAUAUAUACACAUGUAUUCGAUGCUAUCUUAUUUGGCAGCUGAUAAUAUGUCAUGUCGCUGUAACAAAAAAAUCUGACAUGUCAUCAUAUGCGAUGUGAUAAGUAUUGUCCUAGAUGUAGAGACUCUGAUGAGUCAGUAACUCAUCCCAUUUUUGAGUGUCCACUGACUCUACAUGCAUGGUCAUUAUCAAUGACAUCAUCGAGACCAGACAUAUUUCUAGUACCGAGUGUUUAUGCCAAUAUGAACUUUUUUUUUUUGAAGAAAAAACAAUAUUGAAGACACAUAGCUGGAUAAAAAACCAUAUGCUUGGAUACUUUAGUAUUUUUGAAAAGUUCUGAACGAUAAACUAUUAAAAGGGAUAGACGGGGAUCCCCUAGAAAUGAUCAAACAUGCGGAGGGAAAGUGCCAAGAUUGGUUCUCAGCGAAUGAGACUAUUCCUAUAACAUCACAUCCAUUAAGUAACACUAGUUCACAAGUCAUAUGCUUGAAGAAUAUAUGUCUGGUGGAUGAAUCUUGGAAUCUCACCUCUCGAUUCAGUGGAUGCGGAUGAGUUUGGAAAGACAUUUCUGGACAAAUCCAAUUAAUGGGAACAUGGAAAAUAAGACGACAUGAGUCAGCUUUGCAUUCAGAAUUAGAAACUCUGACAUGGGCGAUGGAGAGUAUAUGCUACGUCAUUCAACUUGCCAGAAUUUUGCAACAGACUGCAUGGACUUGAUCAACAUGCUUAAAGAACUCCAUGCAUGACCAAAAUUCUCAACAUAGCUGGAAGGAGUCUUCAACGGCGUUUCUAAGUAUUCAAGAUAUCCUACAUUCCUCGAGGACAAAAUGCUAUUUCAAAUUCUCUAAGCUAGAACUGCAAAAAUUUUCCAUAGAGAACUUUAUUUUGUUGAUUGUUCUAUUUUGAUUUGGUUGCACAUACCAUACCGCCUUAAGUUUGAGUAAUAGAAUGGUUGUUUGAUGUCAAAAAAAGGAAAGGAUAAAAGAUAGUAAAAGAUUUGAAAACGAGAAAAAAAAUUUCACAGAGCUAAUACACCUUUAAGUAAUACACUGGUGUAAAUCAAAUAACCAGAAGGGGACAUUAGUGCUAAUACACCCUAAUUUGCUAUUUUCAUUAUAAUUACUGCUGAAUUUAUAUAAAUACACUUAAACUAAACAUUAAUUAAAGUAAAUGGAUAUAUGCAUCCUACCAAAAGCAAGCUUGCAUCCUCCCCUAUAUAGUAACACCAUGUUUUUGGUGUGUAUGUCUUGGUCCACGUUUCCUUUGUUUUGCUUUUGUUAUAUCUGAGGCUGACUAAAAAACCACAAAAGGCUGGUUAGAAAAUGGAACACCAAAAUUUUCUAAUGCUGGUUGUGCCAAACAUUAUUAUAGGGAUGAACUCUGCAUCUUCAUAAAAGUAUUAAUUAAAAUCAAUCUAAAUUUGCAUCUUCAUUAGAAAGGAGAAGGGUAACAAAGAAAUGGGGAGGAUACAUAUUCAAUCUAAAAUAGUAAAUAUAUAAGGAAAGAUGAUAUAGGAAGAUUUUAUUCAUAACUUGCACACGAAAACCUAAGACUAACUAUGACCUCUUAAACUUUUUUUAUAGUUGUAUUUUCUUUCAUUAGGCUCAAGACUUUAUAACUUUUGACAGUCUAACUUUUGAACGUCUAACUUUAUAAUUUCCAGAGUUAGGGUUCAAAUAAUUAGAAGCUCUGACAUGGGCGAUGGAGAGUAUAUGCUACGUCAUUCAACUUGUCAGAAUUUUGCAACAGAUUGUUUGGACUUGAUCACCAUGCUUAAAGAACUCCAUGCAUGACCAAAAUUCUCAACAUAGCUGGAAGGAGUCUUCAACGGCGUUUCUAAGAAUUCAAGAUAUCCUACAUUCCUCGAGACAAAAUGCUAUUUCAAAUUCUCUAGCUAGAACUGCAAAAAUUUUCCAUAGAGAACUUUAUUUUGUUGAUUGUUCUAUUUUGAUUUGGUUGCACAUACCAUACCGCCUUAAGUUUGAGUAAUAGAAUGGUCGUUUGAUGUCAAAAAAAAGGAAAGGAUAAAAGAUAGUAAAAGAUUUGAAAAUGAGAAAAAAAAUUU